Linepithema humile (Argentine ant) is the source of this 815-nucleotide messenger RNA. RefSeq names its product peptidyl-prolyl cis-trans isomerase-like 1 Cypl (gene Cypl). The record is from RefSeq and is a predicted model, not a curated record. NCBI's taxonomy places the organism in Eukaryota, Metazoa, Arthropoda, Insecta, Hymenoptera, Formicidae. Gene Ontology annotation, molecular function: peptidyl-prolyl cis-trans isomerase activity. Gene Ontology annotation, biological process: protein folding; protein peptidyl-prolyl isomerization. Gene Ontology annotation, cellular component: catalytic step 2 spliceosome.
UCUUUGUGCUCUAUAAAGGCUCUAUAUGUGUACCAUUGUGUUGUUUCCUAACGUUGUGCAGCAAGUUAAAUAAUUACUAUUUUGUAUGAAAGUUCUAAUAUAAAAGAGUAAGAAUAAGUGUGAUCAUUUCUGGCAAUUUUUUAUUUAAUUAGAAUAAAAAGACACGUAAAAUAUAAGUUAUAAUGUGUCUUCCAAGUAUAUCUGGCAUUCCAGAUAAACAUUGGCAACCACCUUUUGUUGCUUUUGAAACCACAAUGGGCGAAAUAACCUUUGAAUUAUACUGGAAACACGCUCCUAUUACAUGCAGAAACUUUGCUGAGCUCACGCGGCGUGGAUAUUAUAAUGGUACAAAGUUUCACAGGAUCAUCCGUGACUUUAUGAUUCAAGGUGGAGAUCCUACUGGAACAGGAAAAGGUGGAAUGUCAAUAUAUGGAGAAGCUUUUGAUGAUGAAAUCCAUGAUGAUUUAAAACACACAGGUGCUGGAAUAUUAUCAAUGGCAAAUUCUGGACCAGAUUCAAAUGGGUCACAAUUUUUUGUAACGCUUGCACCUACUCAGUGGCUUGAUGGUAAACAUACUAUAUUUGGUAGAGUUCAUUCUGGCAUGACAAUAGUGAAGAGAAUUGGUCUAGUUGAAACGGAUAAAAAUGAUCGACCGGUAGAUGACGUUAAAAUUGUGAAAGGCUCUAUGAAGAAUGCAUAAAUUCUUAUGGAAAAAAAUAUUUUACAAAGAUUGAAUACAAAAUGAAUCAUACUUUCUGAAUUUUAAGAUAUAAGAUAUUGUACUAAAUAAAAAUUACAUUUUAUAUGCAUAUAA